GAAAGCUGAUGAAUGUUUGUUAUUACUGAAGUGUCUUUUUGUUGUAUCUACUACGGUCGAUCGCUUUGUCCUCUUUAAGGCUACUGUGACAUUUUAAUGAGAAUAUUAAAGCUAGUUGUGUUUUGAUUUAAGCUAACGUCAUAAGCAUAAAGCAUGGACUGCAGAGUUCUGUCAGUUCAAAGUCAUGUUGUCAGAGGAUAUGUGGGAAACAAAUCUGCAUCGUUUCCUUUGCAGGUGCUGGGCUUUGAAGUGGACACUAUAAACUCUGUGCAGUUCUCCAAUCACACAGGAUAUGAGCACUGGAAAGGGCAAGUGAUGACUGCGGACGAAUUGCAUGUCCUGUACGAGGGGAUCAAGCUCAACAACGUGAACCAUUACGACUAUGUGCUUACAGGGUACUGUAGGGAUGAUUCCUUUUUGGAAACGGUGGUCAACAUUGUACAGGAGCUGAAGAGGGCAAACCCAAGCCUUGUGUAUGUGUGUGAUCCGGUGCUGGGUGAUAAUGGGGCCAUGUAUGUUCCUGAGAACAUGUUGCCUGUCUACAGGGACAAAGUAGUGCCAGUCGCUGACAUAAUUACUCCCAAUCAGUUUGAAGCACAACUCCUCACUGGUAGAAGCAUAAGUUCUGAAAAAGAUGCCGUUGAAGUGAUGAACCUGCUGCAUUCGAUGGGUCCAGACACAGUGGUCAUCACCAGCUCUGACCUGCCCUCUCCUCUGGGGGAUCAGUAUCUGGUCGCCCUGGGGAGCCAGAAAAGAGUGAGAGCAGAUGGUUCCAUGGUGACCCAACAGAUCCGUAUGGACAUCCCCAGGGUAGAUGCUGUAUUUGUGGGAACUGGAGACCUGUUUGCUGCGAUGCUUCUGGCAUGGACACACCACCACCCAAAUGAUCUGAAGACAGCCUGUGAAAAGACCAUUUCCGUCAUGCACCAUGUCAUUAAGAGGACUAUUACUUAUGCAAAAGAGGUGGCCGGUCCUGAUCGAAAGCCCAGUCCUGCUCAGCUUGAGUUGCGGAUGAUCCAGAGUAAAGGAGACAUUGAGGAUCCUGCCAUAGUUUUGAAUGCUGUUGUAAUGUAGUGCUUUACUCUUUAAAUUCUGUACUAAACAAUAUGAUGUACUAUGUUGUACUAUGAAUGUCAUAUGUUUAACAGACAGACUUUACAGUCACACUGUGGAUGCUGGACGGCUCAUAUUUUUAUGCUGUAGUGUUAUAGAUUAUUUUAUAACAACAAUAAUGCUCUUAGAAUUGAAACUGUGACUUCUGGUACUUCAUAGUGCAUUAAUGCAGGUAGUGCGUCCAAAAACUAACAUGUGACCGUAUGUUAUUAUACGGUCACAAUUCAUUCCAGCCAUAAUGUGCAUGUGACUAUCCAUCCAUUAUUAGUAUUUUACUUUAAUUUGAUUAUGUAUGUGUCCGUCUGACUUAACCAUUUAUAAUGAUUUAUUUACAUUAAGAAAAUGUAUUUAACAUAUCAGUGUUAUGUCUAACUUUUGAUUUGAUUCAGUCUAUGUUAUACUUAAACAUCAUUUGAUCCUUUAGUCCUAUUAUUUCAUCAGAAUGAUUGUAAAACCCCAGUCAGGCCAAGUUUGAGAAAAAAUGUCUAUUAAAAAAUAAAAAGGAAUUGUCUAGAUACUAAGAAAGUGCCUUGAUAUGCUGCUGUAGAUAUUCAACUAAAAAUGUAUUUAUCUUUGUAAUGAUCAGCAAUAAUUGCUAUGACAGCUAACAUAUUUUGACCAUAAUGUAAUAAAAUCUUUCUAAUUUUUAUGCA
Molecule: messenger RNA, 1766 nt
Organism: Rhinichthys klamathensis goyatoka
Lineage: Eukaryota; Metazoa; Chordata; Actinopteri; Cypriniformes; Leuciscidae
Gene: pdxka
Product: pyridoxal (pyridoxine, vitamin B6) kinase a
Exons: 11
Coding region: 154-1074 (306 amino acids)
Biological process (GO): pyridoxal 5'-phosphate salvage
Cellular component (GO): cytosol
Molecular function (GO): pyridoxal kinase activity
Source: RefSeq, a predicted model, not a curated record